AUGCAUCCCGUAGAACCAGACAUAGACUCGACUAUUUUCGAACCUCAGCAUAUCUAUAGGCCCUCAAACUUUCAAAUAGGGGAAGCAUCACUUUGUAACUACCUACCCACACCGCCCAACAGCACACGGACUUCACUUGAGGAGUUACAGCAUCAACCAGCAUCCCCAUGCAAGGCUCAAACCCCUGCAAAAGUUGCAGUGCCUCCUCCCACAAAAGCAAUCUUACCACCUGACCAUCCAACCCCUCCACCAUCUCCAUCAAGUACAUCUCAGGAAACCUACCACUCUAUUUUGAGGUCCUUCAAGAACAUUGCAGAUGGCACAAUAACAAGGGUUGUCUUCCAAGAUGUUAUACCAGCCACAUACAACAUGGUGUUGGAGACAGCCACAAACAAUGGGGAUUGGGACGCUGUGAGAGUUGACUACAAUGAGGGCGUGCUCAUUGUACACUGCCCUAGCCUUGGGCAUGAAAUCCUGCCAGAACUGUUCGAUGUCAUGAGGCAUGCAGGAACAUCAUAUCCAAGGGAGUAUCAUGGCAGUAAAAUCACCCAGGGCGGAUCAUCAACCAUCACCCUAGAAGCUGGUUCAAAAUCACCUGAUUUCAGCCUGUAUGAAGUAAAAGAAAGUAGCAGGCAGGUGGAACAAGUGACAAAUGGCAUUCCUACCAUUGCCUUUGAAGUAGGACAUUGGGAGGGAGAAAGAAAACUGACUAUGGAUGCUGGCAGACUUAUAUGCCUGUCCAAAGGCAUGAUACAGUUGGUUGUCACCAUUGACAUUGAUCACGAGGUGGAGAAGCAAAACCACGGGAGACGGAAACUGAAAUCUGUUAUCUGGACCCAUUGGGAGAUGGAUGCAGAGUAUCCUCAGAUUGUUGGGAAGGGCGAUACCUAUGAGCUUAACAAGCUCCUUCCUGAAAGAGAUGGAAAAAUUAUAAAGGAUACAGAGACUGUCCAACCAGUACCCGAUGCCUACCGAGCAGUAGUGAGAUUUGCCAAGAUACCCCAUUGGGUCAGAGCCUACAAGUCAAAUACCUAUAAGGUAUCUAAGCCAGUUGUUUUCUGUAUACAAUCUGCUGACUUCAAUGGUCUGGAGCUAUUCCCAGAUCAAGGGAUCAGGUCUAUCCCAAUCCUGUAUGGUCAUCUGUUCCGUGACCCCCAGGAGAAAGACCUAAAGCGCCCAGCAUUUGUCUUCCAAACUGUGGACAUCAUGGCUACAAUCCAUAGCCAUGAGACUAUUCGUCGUGAAAUUGAUGGCAAAAACAAGAAGAUAGAUGAGGAUGUGGACUCCGUUGACCAGGAGCUACUUAAAAGGUUAAAAAAGCGUCGUUCUGACCAGUAA
Suillus bovinus is the source of this 1338-nucleotide messenger RNA. RefSeq lists its product as uncharacterized. Bases 1 to 1338 code for a protein of 445 amino acids. The record is from RefSeq and is a predicted model, not a curated record. The transcript has 2 exons. Lineage: Eukaryota; Fungi; Basidiomycota; Agaricomycetes; Boletales; Suillaceae.